Messenger RNA from Rattus norvegicus (Norway rat), 1692 nucleotides. RefSeq names its product small nuclear RNA activating complex, polypeptide 1 (gene Snapc1). The transcript is spliced from 10 exons. Bases 5 to 1177 code for a protein of 390 amino acids. The record is from RefSeq and is marked provisional. Lineage: Eukaryota; Metazoa; Chordata; Mammalia; Rodentia; Muridae.
GAGCAUGGAGGCUCCUGCGGGCUCCAGCACCCGGCCCAUGGGCGCGGGAACCCUUGAAGGCGUGGGAAUUCCUCCGGGCCUGCAGACCGACUGUGAGACGCUGCUCAGCCGCUUCCAAGAGAUGGACAGCGUGCGCUUCGAGGACUUCGCGGAGCUCUGGCGCAGCAUGAAGUUCGCGACCAUCUUCUGCGGGAAAAUGAGAAACCUAAAAAAGAACAUGUUUACAAGAGAAGCUCUGGCUUUGGCUUGGUGCUACUUCUUGCCUCCGUACACGUUCCAGAUCAGAGUUGGCGCCUUGUAUCUUCUGUACGGGCUGUACAACACACAGCUAUGCCAGCCGAAACAAAAGAUCAGAGUUGCCUUGAAGGACUGGGAUGAAGUUAUUAAAUUCCAGCAGGACUUGAUAAGCGCCCAGCAUUUCGAUGCAGCUUUUGUGUUCAGGAAGCUUCGGCUCGACAGGGCCUUCCACUUCACAGCCAUGCCCAAGCUGCUCUCAUGUAGAAUGAAGAAAAAAGCUCAACAAGCUGAAGUGACACAAAAAUUUAAGGACCCUAAUGACCGUGUGAUGAAACUUAUUACUUCUGACGUGUUAGAGGAGAUGCUGAAUGUUCACGACCAUUAUCAAAAUAUGAAGCAUGCCAUUUCGGCAGACAAGUCCACGCCAGACCGAGCUCUCAGUCUAGUCAAGGAGGAUUUUUUUGACAACAUUAAGAACAUAGUUUUGGAGCAUCAGGAUUGGCACAAAGAAAGGAAGAAUCCCUCCUUAAAACCGAAACUUAAAGAUGGAGAGGAGGAUGGCGAAGGCCCCUCAGAGGAGCCGGAGAGAUGUGAAAGAGCAGUGUCUUUGGCAAAAAUAAAAGCAAAAGCAUUUUCAGCUGUUGCCCAGGUGUCCAAGUCCAGGAGGCAUCGCCAGUCCAAGCUUGACUCUUCUGACUCGGAUUCUGGGUCUGGACAAGUACAAGGCAAAGCAACUAAGAGAAAGAGAACCAGAGAGCCAGCAGAGCCAGCAGGAAGGAAGCAGCGGCCUUCCAGGAGCAAAGGUGAUGUUCCAAAUGAACGCAAGGAAGAGAAGUCUUUACGCCUGAGUAUGCCUGUAAUUACAGAGGAGGAGGAGGAGAGCUCGGAUGGCCUCAGCAAAGCAGAGUUCACUGCACCGAAGAGGAAGAGAAAACACUGAACCAGGAGACUGGUGGAGUUUAAAUUUCAAGCUUUCCAACAGAAGAAAUGAUAUUUUAUGUUCUAAGCAGGAAGCAGCCAGUGAAGACUAAAUCUGAGAGAGAGCAAGAUCAUUUCUGUGAAAUGGGAGAGCCUGUCAUAGGCCAAGAGUUGGAGUAAAGGUUUACUCUGAAGCUUAGUUUUAACAUUUUUGUUAAAGUUGUAAUUUGAACAAAUUACAUUAUAAUUUGUAACAAAACAAAUUGUAAAUGUGUUAAAUUUGUUAAAAUAGUUAAAGCUUUGUAUGAGUGGAGUUAAAGUUUCUAUUACCUUGUAUAUUUGUGGGUUAAUACUCUUUCCUGAAAGUUUUUGUGCUGUCACCUUAAUGCAGUACUGUAAUGUUUACGAUUCUGUUUUUAAUACAGUAUAUAUAAAUGACUCAUACCUGUCGCCUAAGAAUAGAUUUGGCUGUGGUUUUUGUUGAAGGUUUUGAGUGUUAUGGUUAAAUGCAAUAAAUUUUUUGCCCCCUUGUUUUAU